GCUCCGGGUCUGAGCCGGUUGUGACGUCAUGACGCCAGUGGUGCGUAGGGGCAGCUGGAGCCGGGUGAGCUAAGGUGAGGGGGGUUGUUAGCGGACCGGCGCCAUUACCAUCAGGACCGGGAGAGACCGAAGACCGGUGUGCACGCUCUGACUGGAGAAAGGGUCGGCGAAGGCGGUGGUUGAGGGCCGGGAGAGGUGUGUUGGUGGAAAUCUGUCUGGGGAGGUCAGUGAAGGGGUGGAAGACAGCGGAGAGUCCGGCCAUUGCUGCAACUGCAAAGCGGCGCGCGACACCCCCCGCUGACGAACAACCAAUCAGUCUGGAGGAGAGGAGCGCGAGCUUCGCCUACUGUGUGACCCGCCAAUCGCCAUCCUCUUUAUCACCGGACAGACGACAUGUCGUACAAGCCAAUCGCUCCGGCUCCGGCAGCGGGGAGCAGCAGCGCUCCGGGCACCCCAGUCACCCCCGGUGUUGUGUGCAGUCAUUAAGCAUCUCAUCCCUCAUCUGAUGUGGUUUGCAGUGCCAGGAGCUGCGGUUUCAUCACCAUCAGGAGCUGUGCCCGUCCCCUCCUUCCGACUUAACUUCAGUGACUUUGGACCCCCUUCUAUGGGCUUCAUACAGGGCGUGAAGCCAGCUGUGUCACAAGCGGUGUCUCAGGGGACCUACAGUGACCUGUUGUCUGUGAUUGAGGAGAUGGGCAGAGAGAUCAGACCCACCUAUGCUGGAAGCAAAAGUGCCAUGGAGAGAUUAAAAAGAGGUAUAAUCCACGCUAGAGCUCUCGUGAGAGAGUGUCUCGCUGAAACAGAACGCAAUGCUCGUACGUGACCUCAUUCCAGCUCUGCACUUUCU
Messenger RNA from Rana temporaria (common frog), 847 nucleotides. RefSeq names its product cyclin dependent kinase 2 associated protein 2 (gene CDK2AP2). NCBI's taxonomy places the organism in Eukaryota, Metazoa, Chordata, Amphibia, Anura, Ranidae. Gene Ontology annotation, cellular component: cytoplasm; microtubule; nucleus. Gene Ontology annotation, biological process: negative regulation of G1/S transition of mitotic cell cycle; regulation of microtubule cytoskeleton organization. The record is from RefSeq and is a predicted model, not a curated record. The coding region runs from base 506 to 823 and encodes 105 amino acids. The transcript is spliced from 4 exons.